ACCAUCGUCUCUCGCUACAAUUUCUCUGCACUCAGAUUAAUCCCAGGCUAUGAAAAAUGAACCUCUUCCCCACCCUUGCAGCUACCCUUUGCCUCACGCCCCCAGAGAAGAGUUUCUCCAUCCGGCAACUGGUGAAGGCUUUUUUCCAAGUCACAUGAUCCAGGAUGCAGGGGGAAAUCCUUCUUGGAACACAGCUGGGUGCAGAAUCUAAUCAGAUGAGGAGAGAUAAGGUGUGAUGUGGGACAGACUAUAUAAAGCAUGAAGCCAGGGCUGCAACAAGCAGGCAGCUGUGGGGCCCCUUUCCCUGACCCAGCCAUGCAGGUGCCGCCUGGCUCGGUAGCCAGCCCCUGGAGAAUCACGAGGCCCUGGAGAAGCACAAGUCGCAGCUACUUCUACCUCAGUACCACCGCAUUGGUGUGCCUUGUUGUGGCCGUGGCGAUCAUUCUGGUCCUGGUAGUCCAGAAAAAGGACUCCUCUCCAAAAACAACUGAGACGGUCCCCCUUAAAGGAGGAAAUUGCUCAGAGGAUCUCUUCUGUACCCUGAAAAGGACUCCAUUCAAGAAGUCGUGGGCCUACCUCCAAGUGUCAAAGCAUCUCAACAAUUCCAAGAUAUCAUGGAACGAAGAUGGCACCAUCCACGGACUCGUGUACCAGGAUGGGAACCUGGUAGUCCAACUCCCUGGCUGGUACUUCAUCAUUUGCCAACUGCAGUUCCUCGUGCAGUGCUCAAAUCAUUCCGUGGACCUGACAUUGCAGCUUCUCAUCAAUUCCAAGAUCAAAAAACAGACACUGGUAACAGUGUGUGAGUCUGGAGUUCAAAGCAAGAACAUCUACCAGAAUCUCUCUCAGUUCUUGCUGCAUUACUUACAGGUCAACUCUACCAUAUCAGUCAGGGUGGAUAAUUUCCAGUAUGUGGAUACAAACACUUUCCCUCUCGAAAAUGUGCUAUCCAUCUUCUUAUACAGUAGCUCAGACUGAAUAGUUGCUCUUAACCUUUAUGAAAAGGCUGUCUACUGUACAGAACUUCAUCUGUCCAAACAUGGGCAAAAGAAAAUAUUAGGACAACUCAAACUAAGCUUGUGAAUUAGUGUACUUCUCUGUCUGUCCUUUGGAAAGAUACAAACCCAGGGAUUAGAAAGUGAAGUCUCCUUCAGAUGCACAGUCAGGAAAGAGUGUGCUGUGUGGACAGAGACCAACUUGGGCACAAGGAGGGGUUGAGCUGUCCCAGUAUAACCACUAAUUCACUGACCUUGAGCCAUUUUUUCUCCCCCUGGAACUUGGGGUCCGAAUCUGGAAAAGUAGGAGAUGGGAUUUACAUUUCCCCAACAUUUUCUUCAACUCAGAAGAUGAGAUGGUUGAGCUGAGUUUCCCACACAGAUGAAGGCCUCCCAUGGCAUGAGGAAACUGAUGAUACCAGAAAUGUCUGUCUGAUUGUCAUCUCAGAAAAUCAUAAGGACUUCCAUGGUGCCUUGUUGAAUGAUACUCUAACGUCUUGUAAUGGGCAAGAUGAUUCUGUCUCUCACCUAGGGGAGUAGCUGUCGCCAUCUCCUGAGAUGUACAUGGAGACAUUUGCUGCCUCAAAUUCCAAUCUGUGUGCAGUUUUUAAGUACUCCUCCCAAAGUUGUUGACAAUGAGAACUUUGAAAAUGGGAAGAACUUCAGGACAGCAAACAUUAACAGUUUCUCCUGACCAUAGAGGCCACAAAGCUCUCCUAGACUCAUCAAGCUAGAGGUUUCUACAGCAUAGUGGGAGACAAACUUUUGACAAAUAGUUUGAGUUUAUGUGUGGACCCCUGAGAGUUAUACUUCAGUGAAGAAAGCAAGUCCUGCCAGUGCUGUGUGAGAGGAUGGAGUAAAACAGGAGCUUUUCUGAAGGAAAAGAGAAGAACAAAGUUCCAGAACAAAAGCUAGAGAAUAUUUAAAAGGAAAAGAAGAAAACACAGCUUUUCUGAUAUGAGAGGAACCCAGAAAAACAAAACUCAAAAAGAAGAGUGGAUCUGCCAAUCUCCUCUUAGGUCUUCUCCUCUCUAGUUAUUGGAAAAGUAGUUGCAUGGCACAGGUCAGGUUCUGGUGUGUGGUCGAAUAGAAUCAGAUGUAGAGAACACCAUGCAGAGAAUAAGGAGACCUGUUAAAUUUGUGUUGUACUCAAAUGAGGAACAACUAAUCAACACAUGCAUUCUAGAAAAGGCACAUGUAACCUAUGUGGGAACUAAGCAAAUGUUCUCCCCUUUCAGAUUCUAAGUUAAGAAAGACUCCAUGUCAUUUUUCAUAGACUGUCCUCUAGGCAGAAGUACCUGACUUUUGUACUAUGGUUUAAUCUUUUCCUAAUAACUGUCUCUGUCAAGCUGGGCUCAGAAAGCCAACCACUGAAGAUGGGGAGGGCACUUCAUUUAAAAUAGUGAAAAGUAGCAAAAAUGAAAACAAAUACAGACAAUAAUUAUUACUAUGUCAACUAGAAUGUACAUAGGAAGUGGAUAGUCCAGGAGUUUAAAACUAAAUAAUGAUACUUUUGAGGGUUAGCCAGCCUCCAGUGGGACUUUCUAGUAUAUCUGUAAUAAUUAUAUUUUUCAUUGAUGAGACAGAGUACCAGGUAGAUACAACUGAAGAAAAAGAUCUAUUUGGGCUCACACUUUAAGAAAAGAUACAGUCCAUGAUGGCCAAAAGGCAGUAGGAAUAUGGGGGGAUGGUCAUGUUGGGUCUGCAGUCAUGAAGUACAGAGAGCUAGAUGCUGGUAUUCAUCUCUCUUCCCCCUUUUCUCUAUUUAUUCAGUCUGAGAUUCUAGUCAAUAUGAUAGUGCUGCCUAACUUCAGGAUGGGUCUACAAUCCUUGGUUGAAUCUCUCUAGAGACACUAUCACAGAAACAGCCAGGCACGUGUCUCCUAGUAGAUUGAAAAUCCUGUCAACUUGACAGUGAAGAUAAUUAUCACCACAUAUAUGUAAUUAAGCAGAUCAGUUUUCUGAACAGAUGCUGAGGCUACCUAAGACUCAUGUUUGCUUAGCAAAAAUUCAGUAGAUUUGCACACUAUGCCUUCAUGAACUUGAAGAAAAUUGUAAAAAGUUUAUGUAUAAGUUGAAGAAAUGUUCCACCUCUGGAGUGAGGUCAGUUAGCCCUGGUGAGGUUUCCAUUGUUUAGAUAUCAGGGAAUGCCAAUUCCUAUCCAGUCCUCAAGGACUUGUAUCCAGCCCUGACUCCAGCUCUGCUGUUUCUCAUCAGGCUUCCUUGGAUACCCCACAGCCAAAAGCUUCAGGACACAACUCUCCAGGCCACACUGAAGCAGCCCCAGCUUCCAGGGAAUCCUCAGCCUUCCUCUGUGUAUCCCAGCCAUUUCUUCUCCAUCUUCUGUGGACUUGGCCAUAACUGAGUCACAGAAGCGGGAUAGAGCUAUAACUUUAUGACCCUCAGAACCAAAGGAGUUUAUUAUCAAGCCCAUACUAUUUUUAGAUUAAAAAUAAUAAAGCUUAUUGUUUAAUUUGAA
Messenger RNA from Mastomys coucha (southern multimammate mouse), 3474 nucleotides. It is a transcript of the gene Tnfsf8, whose product is annotated as TNF superfamily member 8. The record is from RefSeq and is a predicted model, not a curated record. Gene Ontology annotation, cellular component: membrane. Gene Ontology annotation, molecular function: tumor necrosis factor receptor binding. The coding region runs from base 259 to 978 and encodes 239 amino acids. The transcript is spliced from 4 exons. Gene Ontology annotation, biological process: immune response; CD8-positive, alpha-beta T cell differentiation. Lineage: Eukaryota; Metazoa; Chordata; Mammalia; Rodentia; Muridae.